ACGUGAUCUGUCAGAUUAUUUUUAUUUACAUCGGAUGUUUUUUAAUGAAGUGAAUUAUAUUGAUAUUAAAUAAUUUUCUCCAUUUGUGUUGUGUUUAACAUGAAAAUGAGGAUAAGAAUCUUAAUCGGGAUUGCUGUGAAAUGUGGUGUGUGACGUAAUGGCCUUGUUAGAAAAAAUCUUUCUUACAAAUGGAAAACUAAGUUAUGGCUUUCGAAAUUCACUCCUUGUGAGCAGAUCCCGUGAAACAGAAUUGGAGCAAGUGCGUUUGCUUCUAUACAAAGAGUGUGAUAGACGUGGAAGAAGAGUGCUUUUUGAUUCGUCUACAAUAGAAAAGUUGCCAGCUUACAAGAAUGAUGUGCCAGAUUAUGGAGAAACGGAGAAGUUGCCAUGUAUUGUGGAGGUGGUGGACGGAUUCAAAUACUUGUAUAAGGGACCAGCAUCAGACGCGGGCAUGCUCGGUGAGAUGAUAUUCGGAGCUGUCGCUAUGAACUGUAAGAGUGUGUCAUUCAAAAUUCACAUCAUGGACGACCCAAAAAGGUUGAUGUGUACAAAGAUGUUCUUCGUGCCAACGUCCCGUCGCAUAAGUCGUGCGGAUCGCAAGACGGACAUCAACGCGAAUGUAACAAGCGAACUGAGGAGUCGCUCGUCACCUCUAAAUGUUCCGUUGGCGAGGGAGGAGGGCGUGUCGCUGAGCUUUUCAAUCGAUAGAGGAGAUUCCGGUUUCUAUGGCGACUAUUCGUACAGUACCAUUGGAUCCAAUGUCGAUUUCUUUUCGAUGCUGGACACCUGGGAUGGAAACAUGCAAUCUGAAUAUUCGUUUACAUCGUCGCCCGGCCGCAAGCUCAGCUCGUCGAGCGUCGGCAGUUGGCAGCGCAGAACCUUCCAGAGCAUGGCAACUCGAUUCGAUCUCACCUCCACGUCAUUGCGAGUUCCCACAGUUACGACGGUCUCUAGUAACGAUUCGCAGAUGUAUAGCAAUAGUGUGACAAGUGGGACGAGUGAUAGUCUCGCGAGUUCGUCGGCGGUGUCUCGAAGGACCAAAUUGGGCUUGGCGCUGUUGAUCACCGUGGCGGAGAGUGCUGAUAUGGACGUAAUACGCCGUUGUGUGCAACAUUCCAACCAACUGCAGUCGCUCGUGUGUCGCUUGCGACUGGCCACGUUGCGGGCGGGCGCUGAACGCAAGUUCGUGUCUACCCUCCACGCGGCCACCGAAGACGCGGCUAGGUGGUUAUCAGACCUUAUGUUUGGCACGCGACUGCAACCGGUAUGGCUGAACCUGGUCACCAGCGAGGAAAGGCAGAGGAACAAGAUAGCUGAAACAUUACUAUCCGAUUUGUGCUCAGUCAUCGGUGUGGGGGACACCAAGAGUACUAACUUUUUCAUCAGCACCCUCCUGACUCACGUGCUCACUUACCACCUGGGCUGGGUGACGACUGUUAGUCCCUACGAUAUAGUCGACGCAACAGAGCUACCACUAAAGCGAGAUUCGCAAAGAACCUACAAUGCACUGUGGGCGCAGUUGGGUGACCUCUGCGGCAGUAUCGGCUUCCCGCCGCGGACUGCCAGGACUAUCGUCGCGGGAUCCACCAAUAGGCAAUUCAUCAACAGACUUUUAAGUGUUCUAACAUAUUUCAUGCGAUGUGGCGAUGUGAAGAGAAGCGAUUUUGUGUAUGAAGGCUUUGAUCAGAGUCAAAGCAAAGUGACGUGUGUUAAAAAAAUUGAAAAAUCUUUUAUGGAAAGCUUAGAAGUAUGUUCAGUGGAAAACGUUAGUGGUAGUGAUAGUACGUUGUGUUACAAAGACAAUUUAACGAUUACAUCCAAUGAUCCAGUAGCGAGUGAUAACCAGAAAAGUUUGUUGAGCGCGAUUGAAGUUGGCCUUAAAAAAUCCACAACAGUCACUAAUUUAAGUCAAAAGCUCUCUAAACCAGAAUAUGCCUUAGAUUCUAGUUCUUGUUUGAGUAAUGCGUCAAAGGGUAAUCAAAUGCGGAGGAAUCCUUCAAUAAUGAUUUCGUUCAAGGACUCCUCAGAUUCAAGCGAGAAAUCAUCCGUGUCCGACCAGAGUGAUGUGGAAAACAAAGUUUUGUUCGUGCUCGGUGAUAAUGAGAAACUAGUCGGUUUGAAGAAUAAAUCUGGCGGCAAAAGCGUGAAAAAGUCAUCGAAAGUACAGAACGAGCCGGUCCACGUGGAACCGCAGAAAUUGGGAGCGGAGGAAAAGAAAGAGGACUGCAGUGAACAUUGUGAUCGUAACCAGCCCAACGGCAACAGCAGCACAAAGUGCUGCAACCAAACGCUUCAACAUUCCAAACCUAUCAAACAUUCCGGUUUUAAGUUCGAGUUCGAUAAGUACCCACAGAUAGUGACCAAUUAUAUGAAGAGCAAAAACUUAGAGAUUCUAGAUAGGCACUACAUCGGGAAACCGGGGAACUUGAAGUUGGACAAUUUCCAGUUCGAUCCGACCGUCGUGCCGCAAAUACAGGAGGAGACGUGUGAGACUUGCUACAAAUGCCAAAUGAUGGAAUCUUUGCUGCAAACGCCUACGAACGCUUCUGAAAUGGAAUAUAUGAAUGAUAUGCCAAGACAAUUGGAACCGCAAUACGCGAAGGAAACGAUCGUACACGAGCCGGAAAAACAUAGAGAGCUAUCGCCCAAAACAUUUGUGAGGAAGAGGAAAGAAAACACAGUGAUCAUUAACGCUAAGAAAAACGACAUUAGGCGGAAAGAGAAGGAUGUAUUAGAUUCAGUUAGUGAAAGAGAGACGGUAGACGUAAAAGAAGUGAUAGAAUUUCCCCUGACGGGGAUAAGUUUUAAGACUGCAUUGCAAGUUCGUUCCGGUUUCGAUGUGUCGCUACUGGGCGGGGUCACCGACCAUUAUGUACCUGAUUUAAUUUUACAAGGGACCCUAGCAAGUCCAAAAGUGUGGGAAGCAGAUUUGAAGAGAGAUUUAGAUUUGACUUUGUACCUGAAUAAAACUUUAGAUUCGCCGAUGCAGGCAGUCGCUAUUAUUGGAGACACGAAUACAUGGGAAGUCCGCGUGGUGGGGCGCGGGGUGGGGUGCGGCGGGCUGUCGCCGCUGGUGGGCGGCAUGCUCGACGCGCUGCCCGCCAUGCGCCGCGCCUGCGUGCCGCCGCAGCAGUGCCUCCUUUUCUUAGAGAGCAAGUUACGCGAGUUCUGCGUGUUGUCAAAGACGCUAGCUGAUAUGCUUAUGUCAACGGAUUUCUGCGACAUCAACACGCUCACCAAGUCUUUGAAUAUCGAUGUCAAUGACGUGCCUCUGCUACUAGCCGUGGCCACCACACACACUCCACAGGUCGCUGCGAGAUAUGGUAUUAGUUAUAGGUAGUCGAUGGGCUACGAAUAAAACUUAUACGAAUUAGGUCAUCCACGUUCCUGGGGUGGGAGGUAGUCCAGAUUGUAAAAUGGGACCAAAUGACAACAUGUUUCUUUCAAAUAGAAAAAGAAUCGCGUCAUCCGGUU
Molecule: messenger RNA, 3474 nt
Organism: Zerene cesonia (dogface butterfly)
Lineage: Eukaryota; Metazoa; Arthropoda; Insecta; Lepidoptera; Pieridae
Product: folliculin-interacting protein 2
Exons: 13
Coding region: 158-3340 (1060 amino acids)
Cellular component (GO): cytoplasm
Molecular function (GO): ATPase inhibitor activity; protein-folding chaperone binding
Source: RefSeq, a predicted model, not a curated record